Molecule: messenger RNA, 501 nt
Organism: Microthlaspi erraticum
Lineage: Eukaryota; Viridiplantae; Streptophyta; Magnoliopsida; Brassicales; Brassicaceae
Source: the annotation of a GenBank genome assembly
AUGGAAGAGAAGAAGGCAGAAUCGACGAACAAAAAUGCUAAGAAGGCCAAUUUGUUGGACCACCACUCGAUCAAGCACAUCCUUGACGAGUCCGUCUCCGAGAUCGUCACGAGCCGCGGCUACAGGGAGGACGUGAGGCUGAGCAACCUCAAGCUGAUCUUAGGAGUGCUGAUUCUCUACAUUAAGGAGAAGAAUGCCAUUUUGUUCACCUAUCCUCCUGAGGGAUCAUUCACGAGCACAGGCUUGGUUGUAUCUUCAAAUCUGCCCAGAUUCUCUGAUCUCUACACUCUCACCAUCGACAGUGCUGAUCCCAAAUCAAUCUCAGCUGGGAAAUCAGUCAAUGUUCUUAUGACGAAUCUAAUUUGGGUGAUUGUUACGCGGAUGCAGACACACAGAAAAAUGCCAAAAGAACAAAAGACUGUCUCCGAGUCACCUUCUUCUGAUGCAGAAGCUCUGGUUCCAGUUGAGCCGCGUCCUUAUGGAACCUUCAAUACGGUAUGA